AUGGUGCCUCUUCCGCUCUUCAAGCUCGCCUCACUCUUUGUGCGGCAUGUGUCGAAAUAUGGAGCGAACCGGAUCAAAGCACAAGCCCACGAGCACCCCCGGUUUCGAGCCUUCGCAGCGAGGUACGGCCAGAUGAUACACCAGCUGAACAUGCGCAUGAACGUCGCAUUAUUGAGAAAUUCCGAAGCGGAGCUCAGAGCAAAGGAAAAGGCAGAGGCACCCACAGUCAAGACAAAGGAGCAGUUGGAGAAGGAAGAGCUACUCAAAGCCAAAUACGGCACGUCGGCAAAGGAGUCGCAUCCUGCGAAAAAAUAUACGGGAAUCAGUGUGUGGAAGAGGAAGUUCAAGCCCCUGCCUGAAGCCAAAGCUGUCGAUCUCUUUGCGGACGUUGUUGGCGAUGGCUUCAUUCUCUUCGUGGCCGCAAUCCUGAUCAUCUACGAGACGUGGCGGUCCUCGAGCAAGCCAGAUACAAACAAAGAGAAGAUCGAGGCCCUUACAGAGCGGUUCGAAGAAUUGCACAGGAAAGAGCAGGAGCGGGAGCGGGAGGAGAGAAGGCAGCAGAGCCGAAUCCUGCAGCUCGAGGAGGCACUGAGGAAUUAUAAGGAUCCCAAGACGAAGCAACCAUUACUACCUUCGCCCACACCAGCUUGA
Molecule: messenger RNA, 651 nt
Organism: Cryphonectria parasitica EP155
Lineage: Eukaryota; Fungi; Ascomycota; Sordariomycetes; Diaporthales; Cryphonectriaceae
Exons: 2
Coding region: 1-651 (216 amino acids)
Biological process (GO): regulation of lipid metabolic process
Cellular component (GO): mitochondrion
Source: RefSeq, a predicted model, not a curated record